Pecten maximus is the source of this 4325-nucleotide messenger RNA. Its product is annotated as bone morphogenetic protein 7-like. Gene Ontology annotation, biological process: SMAD protein signal transduction. The coding region runs from base 470 to 1741 and encodes 423 amino acids. Gene Ontology annotation, cellular component: extracellular region. NCBI's taxonomy places the organism in Eukaryota, Metazoa, Mollusca, Bivalvia, Pectinida, Pectinidae. Gene Ontology annotation, molecular function: growth factor activity; cytokine activity. The transcript is spliced from 6 exons. The record is from RefSeq and is a predicted model, not a curated record.
AGUUAGCUCACUUCGGCGCACAAAGAAUAACACGACCUGGCACAUUGGAAUGUAUACAUGUACGCGGUGUAGUACCAACUGUCAGGUGUGCCGAACUCGCUGUGUGUAUGGGAGCUAUUCCUGCUGUCGUAAAAUCUCGUCAACAUCAAAGUGCCCUACAUUUGUGCUUAGCUGAACUCCCACACGUGGAGUUCGAACACACCUGUGUGUCAGUUAGGUGACUAACACACAGACCGGACGUUAGGGAGAAUAUGUGGUGCAGAAGGGGGUAAUUAUUUCAUUCACCCAGACAUUGGGUGCACUCGAUUUGUGUACGCCGAUUUGCUGCAGUCACAGUCUCUGUGUGGUAAUGUGAUUUGUGUUAUUUUGAUGUAAUUUAAGGAUACGUUAUAAUUAGAUUCGUCUAGGAAUGUAUUUAUAAAUAGAUAUUGUAGUAUUUGCAUCUGUAUUCGGCGGAUAAACGACCACCAUGGAGCUCCGGUCAGUUGUAUCCAUGAUAUUAAUGGUGUGUGCUUCCUACUUGCACGUACGCUUGACCACUGCCACUGUGUCCGGAGUAUACAGGGACAAUGGAGUGGACAGGACAGAACGGACGUCUGAAUUCUCUAGUAGAGACAAACGGGAGAUGCAGCACGAGAUUUUGACUCUAUUGGGACUUCACCAUCGUCCCAAACCAGCUGGACAUAGCACCACAGAAUACUCUGCUCCGAGGUUCAUGUUGAAUUUAUAUAAUUCCAUCACAUCGGAUGGAGGUGUGAUUAAUGACGGGAAUCGCCGCCAAUUCGAUCGAAACGUCACAAUCGAGAAUCAAGUCGAACCCAUUGACGGUAGUGACGUCAUCAUGAGUUUUGUUAACCACGCUAAAAAGAUAAAAUAUCUACGUCGCCAGAAAGACCGGACAUUUUAUUUUGACUUUCGUGAGGUCACACAGAAGGAAUCCGUCGUUAGAGCUGAACUACGCCUUUACAAGGAGCGGGCCGGCAAGUGGAAGAAACACAACUUCCAAGUUCAAAUCUACAUGAUCCGACAGGGCAAUGACCCCGAGAACUACGAGAUAGUGACGGAGAGCAACCUCACAGUGAAGGCUAACUACCAAGGCUGGUUGACCUUUAACCUUACAAACGCAGCCUCGCUCUGGACAUCAUCGUCUGCCCCGAACAUGGGCCUGUUUAUGAAAAUUAUAUUCCUGAAAAAAAACCGUGAUGUUAAACCGGAAAAAUUUGGAAUAGUGGGUCGAAAAGGACCGGAAUAUAAACAACCAUUUAUGGUCGGGUACUUCCGGUCAACACCGGAACUCCAUGUCCGGAAGACGCGAGCAGCGGUUAGACGCAGAAUGAAGGAAGCUGCUUAUUCCACUGACGACGAGGAAGAGGAAUAUUCUUACACCCGGGCGCUACGUAGAUCUCCAAGGAGAGUACCCCGUCAGUGGCCUUGUCAGAGACGAACGCUGUAUAUGAAAUUCAGAGAUCUGGGAUGGCAGAACUGGAUUAUCGCCCCAGAUGGAUUUAAGGCCUUUUACUGUGACGGAGAAUGUUCGUUCCCGUUGGGGGCCCAUAUGAACGCAACCAAUCACGCUAUUAUACAAACACUUGUGCACCUGAUGACGCCAUAUAAAGCCCCAAGCCCCGGAUGUGCUCCAACCAAACUCGGCUCCCAAUCCGUGCUGUAUUUUGAUCAUAAUUAUAAUGUAGUUUUAAAACGUUUCCCUGAUAUGAUCGUUAAGGCAUGCGGUUGCCAUUAGCCAAUGGAAAGUGCUGUUUAUGUCUCCGUUGGUUUAAUUGGUGUUCAUUAGAUGACAUUUGCGAGCCAAUAACAAACGUUCUGGUUACGUCAUGUGACUACCAUUGACUAAUGAAAACUAUAUGUCUCGUGACCAAUGCAAUAACUGACGGUCUGUAGACUGUAACUGCUAGAAAUCAUGUGAUGUUUGAACUGACCAAUCAAAUUUUGCUGUAUUUGUCGUCGGAGUUUCAAUAUUGGAGUAUUUCGAUCGGAAAUGAAACAAAGCUAUUGGGUUCACGUCCGUAAUCACGUAAUGACUAUGAUUUCUAUAAAUGACUCUUUUUGUAACAAUUCAGCGUCCUCAUCAACAGUGUUAGUGAUUUUUUGUACAGACAGAGUGGACAUACAUUUUGGUUGUCUGCCCUUGGCUGUUGAUGGCUAGUGUUUAGAGCCAAGUUUAGCCAAUUUGUGGAAGGAACACUCGUAAUUGGACAAGAAAGUACCUAGUGAAACGGGAAUUUGCCAUUGGAACAAUGUACCCUCAUUUCAUGUCGACCAGUUUCUAAGGCCAAACAUGGAAUGGCGUCAUUCUUCCGUGUGAUUUCCGUUAAUUGAAUGUACUUCGAAUACGUGUAAAUACACAAUUGUAUGCUGAUGUUCAGUGAUGUGCUCGUACAACAAAUGUCUUUGAGCUUUUGAAUGAUAUCUGUGUUGUUGGGAUGAGCUUGUUUGGAUAUUGACUAAACAAAUCAAAUUCAUUCAGGCCGAUUUUCUAGAGUAUAUUAAAUGCGCAACGGUUACUCCCUAGAUAGUUGAAGCACAGAUCCCUUUUCCUUACACGUUGGUAUAUAUAUAUGUUAACAAGAAUGUUAGGAUCUGAUUGAAAUACUUUGUAUGUGAUGAAAACUAUGCAAUAACGAAAUAUGUUAAUGAACAGGUUCAAAACAUACCAAGUUGCAUGCAACAUAUUAAUUUCGCAUUUUGAAAUGUUGGUUUUGAAAAUAUUUGGAUCCGAUACCUAUGCAUCAUAUUCUUUUGUUUACCCUUGGAUAUCCAAAGAACUAAACAAUAGGAAUAUUUUAGAUUUUGGGUUUUGACCGGAAUAACAUGACACUGUAGAAUUAAUGUUGGUAAAUGUUAUCGGUCUUCGCAAAUGAUCUGUUCUGAUCUCCAUCGUAUUAUAAUGACGCACUCGCCAUCAAACGCAACUUCAUCAAUAGAUUCUGACAAGGAACGGACCAUGCUUUAAAAUCAACAAUUGUGCACGUGCACAGACUAUAAACAUGCCAAAUUCACGUGAGUUAAUGACCCGUCCAUGUUAUGAUAUACAAACCCCGGCGGGCUUCUCAUUUCAGUCAUGCGAGGUUUUGUCAGCUUGUAACUUACUUUUGUAGCUUAUAAAGAAAACAAUUUGUUUGGUAAAUAUUUUUGAAUAUUGACAUAGAAACAAUUUAGCUUUAGGAAAAGAUAUAUUUACCUGUACCAGUUACAGAAAUGGAUGCGAGCAUUUUAAAAUAUACCAAAGCAAAAGCUUUAAUUUUCGCAGUAAGCUGUUCAUUCAUAAAACAAACAUGUCCUUUCAGCAUGAGAUAACACUAGAAUGAUAACAAUGCUUCCUUGUUUACAAUUCUUGCAGUCUAGCUCUUUAAAAGCUUCGGCAAUACUACAGUGACGUCACUGUCACUGACGUCUUUGUUCAAAGGCACAGGGACUUUGUACGGAUUCCCAAUCUACUGUCCAUAUAUGUAUAUCAUAUAUAUAUAUAUAUGUAUGAACAGUGGACUGGGAAUUCAUGUCAAGCCCCUGUGCUUGUAAAGUUGCUAAGUCUCAACCAACCGGUAGAUCAUCUGAUACCUUUGAAUGCCUGUCAGUCAUGCUCAUCUCUUCUAAUUUUGAACGUGAACUAUCACCGUUUAGUUCAGACAGGGAACGUACAUGUGUAUGACCCUGGUUCAGAUGAUAAAAUCCAUACCUAUCAGAUUUUGAACCGAGCAAUCAUUAUCUAAUCGAUCAUAUUCAACCAUUGUACCGGUCAUUUAAAUUUCCCGCCAAAAAGUCAUCCAGCCCACCAUACACAAGGAACUGCAUGUUUGUACAUUUAUAUUUCCCAAUCAGGCCAGUCCAUUAACAAAUAAUAGGGGGGAAAUAUAUGUUAUAUUAGAAUAUUUUAUGUUGAGCGCAGUUUAAGUUCAUCUCGUUAACGAUGAGUACAGAGUGAAUGGAUAUGGAAUAAGGUUAGCCAUUACCGGAAACCCACGAGACAGCUGUCGUUUGACUUUCUGCCCAUGUCGUUUUGUCGUUUUGUCACGACAAGACGCACACGACAAGGAAAACGACAAGAGCAUACUCUAGUCUCGUUUCGUUUCAGGCGAUGAUGGUAUGGGAAUUACUGUAUCCUCAUUUCUGAAAGAAACAGUUAAAAAGUAUCAUUUGUAAAAUAGUUCAAACUAUGAUGCUAUGAUCAAAUAUAAUUCUCAAUUUGUAAAGAGAGACGAAAAAGAUGUAUAUAUUUAUUUUUUCUAAUAUUAUGAAUUAACAAAUAUUUUUGACUGCAUGUUUGUAUGUUCGUUCUUGAAUAAAGUGCUACUAUUAUAUGACACAAA